Molecule: messenger RNA, 6152 nt
Organism: Ixodes scapularis (black-legged tick)
Lineage: Eukaryota; Metazoa; Arthropoda; Arachnida; Ixodida; Ixodidae
Product: leucine-rich repeat and immunoglobulin-like domain-containing nogo receptor-interacting protein 3
Exons: 4
Coding region: 574-2595 (673 amino acids)
Molecular function (GO): protein binding
Source: RefSeq, a predicted model, not a curated record
AUUUCGGGACGAUAACGAACCGCCGCGGCACUCUUCGCGAACAGCAGCACUCGGUUGACUCGCGAUUCGGAAGCGUCUUUGCCACGUCUGACUGCUCGAUGCGGUCGAAAGUGCUCAACGCCGCGAUUUUGGUUUCGUUUGCUCGGGUUCCCUUUUUUUCGCCUGGUUGGUGCGUGCUACGUGACGCGAGACCCUGCUCCUAGUGUGUGUUUCCUCCGGAUGAGCUCGUCCACGAUUUGACGGAAGAUGGUGGUCCAUUUUUGAUGCUGCGACGUCCGGUGUUGUGUGUCGGUUGGAAGGUGCUCGUCACAUCUCGGAUGAGCGAGGGUGGAUCGCACCUAGGCCUGGAGCGGAGUUGAACAUCCUUCGUACAUGACCCGUGUCCUCGACGAUCGGAUGACAGCCAGCGCGAGACACUUGCACGCCCUUUCAAUCGAAGGUCACCAGCGGCGACACAGCGGGCAGUUAUGACGACGACACCGGCCAGGCCGGAACCGGAAGUGCUUCGUCGCUAGCCGAGGCCAUGUCUCGCCAGCCGUGAGGCAGGGCCACCUCGUGGCCAGCGCUGCAGGCAUGCGUUGCACCAGGCUCCUGCUGUGCCUGCUGGUCACCCUUGGCCAGCUGUCCGGUUCGCUGUGCUUCCAGUGCAGCGACCGGUGCAAGUGCAUCUGGCGGAACGGGAAAAUGACUGCGGAGUGCAUGCUCCAAGGACUGUCCUCCCUGCCCACGGGUAUCGACGAGCGUCUACAGGUCCUCAACCUGACCCACAACUUAAUCCAAGCACUACCCAAGCGAGCCUUCUCCACUGUAGGCCUGGUGAACAUCCAGAAGCUCUACCUGUCCCGCUGCGAGUUGAGCCACAUCGACGACACCGCCCUCUUCAAAGUGACCAACCUGAUUGAGCUGGACCUUGCCGAGAACAAACUGUUGGCCGUGCCCACAGCUGCGCUGAGCCACGCCCGGAACCUCCGCAACCUCAUCUUGAGCGGAAACCCCAUCACCCUCUUGGCCGACAUGUCUUUCGCCGAGCUGAGCGAACUCUCGGCCCUCGAGAUGUCGGGCUGCCGCAUCGAGACAGUGUCCGUGCGCGCGUUCGAGGGCCUCACCAAGCUUCGUGUCCUCAAGCUCGACUUUAACAUGCUACAGACACUUCCUGGAAGGGCCAUGGCGCCCUUUCAGGCCCUCCACGGCGUCGCCUUGGACGGAAAUGAGUGGCGGUGUGACUGCGAGCUCAGAGCCUUUCGGUCCUGGUUGGACAGGAACAACGUGUCCCUCUACUCUCCCACGUGCCACAAGCCGACGAGGCUCAACGGCAAGCCCUGGAAGAGUCUUUCCCCAGCGGAUAUGGCUUGUCCUCCAACAUUCCUCAACACCAGCACCGGUACGCCGGACUCUAUAGUUGUCCAAGAGCUUAAUAACGUCACGCUCGAGUGCCGCGUGCGCGCCGACCCCCUAGCAGAGCUCAGUUGGCUCUGGAAGGAGAAGCCUGUCGCAAACCGGACAGAAGACUCUGCCCCGGGGCAGCCGACGUUUCUCAUCACGCAGCAAGAUGCCGGCGACCACGAGCGGCUGUCUUGGCUCACGCUUAGCUUCGUGCAAGAACCCAGCGCUGGCACGUACGCGUGCGUCGCUCAGAAUGCAGCUGGUCGCCUGGUACGCAACUUCACACUCGCGGUCAACCGGCGCCCCACGGAGGUGCGUGCUUCGGCCGGCGGCACGGCUGAGGUCGAGAUGACGGAGCGCGUUCGCGAAUCCACAGAGCUCCAGCAGCGCCCGUACAACGAGAACCCCGUGCUGGGAAUGGUCAUCGGGAUCCUGGUGGGUGCGCUGGCUGUCUUGAUGGUAUUCGGCAUUGCCCUAUGGCUCUGCCGCCGCAGGGGCCGCCGUAGGGGUCCGCAAGGUGUGCGUAAGGCCAAACGUAGCGAGGCAUCGUCAAACCACAAGUCGCUGCACAGCAACAAACAGCAGCAGCAGAACUCUUCGAGCGACGCUGCAGAAGUGAAGCUUCUGGUGAACCCGAUACAGAAGCCGCCACGGCUGCUCAUGACCAACAGCUACCAGGGUCUCCCAUCCGAGCUUGAGCCAUUAGACCCUAUCGGCCUCUGCGUCGAGUCCUCGUCAGGCGUCUGGGUGGUCAAAGACCAGGACUACUCGACGGACGAGUCCGUCCUCUCGUCCGUGCCUUCGCGGACAGGCACCAUCGACCGAAGGUCUCUCGCCCGAAGCCCGAUUCCGGUACCCAUGCCCAUUGUACCGGCCGAUGAUCUUCACCUCAGGCUCCACGGUGAACUCACAGACACACUGCGGCGCGUCAAGGGGGACCGACGUCCCAUCGUCGAGAGACCCGAUGGCCCUGCGAUGGACGGGCCGCUCUACGGCGGCCUCGAGACGCUACGAGUAAGGGACUUGGAGGCUAGGGGACCGGACUUGAUCGAUCAGAUCGGGGCAGCCACGGGACAGAAGCCGUCCCCGUCACCGCCGUCGCAACGGUGGAACCCUUACGACCACCCGUCGGCGUACUACCGUACCGCCGGUACGCCUCAGGGAUACCCGCCCAGCAUCCCCGAGGCACCCACGGACGGAACCGAGGUCUAGUCGCAGGUGUGACUUCCGGUAACCUGUGUCUCAUGUACUCAACGUGGGCCUGACGUGCUUGGCGAGUGGGGAUUCGCGACGACACGUCUUCAUCCGUGCUGUAUGGUUAGGUCUUGAUACCAGUGCCGCAACUUGGCCUAGAGUGAGGUCGUCAAAGACCAAUACCACAGAGCUACACCGAGAGUGAGUGCGACAAAACCCAGUGCCAUCGUGCUGCGCUUCGAGCGGAAAAGCUGGGCCUAUAACUACGUGUCUAGAAGGAUCCUUGUGCGUUGGAACAAAUUCGAGCAUCAUGGUGUUAGCUUUGCGACAGAGUCCAGGAGAGAAUCUGCAAAGAGACACCAUCGCAUUGUUGUUGUUUUUAAACUUGACUCUAAUCGCUUCCAAGCGUCUGUCUUGUGUCAACAUGGUUCUCCCUGAUCAACCACUCUGUUUAUGAAGGGUCUUUUCUUGCGUGUGGUUGGUUCGGGGGCGUGAAAAAGUUCCAAUAGGUAUCUCUUGCGAUUUCCGUUGUAUGUUUCCCCUCCCUCAUUCUGUUUUUAUUACAAUUUGUGUUUUGCAGAUAUACAGAUUGUGUCAUGUCGCAUUUUGUAGCUUUCAAAUAGCUUAGGUUCCGACCAUUGCCAAGCAAGAAGGAAGUGGGGGAUCGUUGAUGCACGACUGGUCACGACAGAAACGAACCCACUUCGCAUGGCUCUAGGAAGCGCGUUGCAAAAAUUGCACGGAACACCUAGUCUUACUUUAGAAUGCGGCAAAACUGGUGGGUUUUAGAGACAUUGUUCAAAGUGUUUCAGAGGCCCAAGAGAGUUAGCAGUUUCACACCGAGCAGCCUGGCGCUUGUACCUGGGCAGUGCUACGACAUGUCUUGCGUCUGCGCAGUUCUAAGACAAAUCAGCUUAAUUUGCAUCGCAGGCGUGGAACUCACCGCUUUCAUUUUUACCGUUCAAAGUGGCGCCUUGAAACGCGACAAGAGCGAAAACGCGGACGCUGGUAACAUUGUUGUUGUCUUUGGCUAAUGCCAUUAACAGGGAUUACAUGUUUAAGGGAAGUAUGAGAACACUUCGUGAUACCACUAGAGAAACAUUUCAAUUGAAUUUCUUUUAACGUUUCUCACUUCACAUUUAGCAUUUUUAGAAAUCAUAAGCUUAUUUCUUUCAGGUGCGGAAACAAAAUGUAUGUGUAAGAUCAGCUCUGCAAAUAAGGAUAUUGGAAGACUAUAGUACAUGUGCCACUAGGCUAAUUGCAACUUUGGAUUCAUGAGCUCCCUGUUAUGUACAAUAGCCGCUCAUUACAACCCUAACACGGCUUUUCACGAACCCCUUUCACAUCACAAAUUCAUUUGCCACCUUUUUCAGGUGACAACACCUGAAAACAACAUUUGCAAACUCUUUUAAAAAAAACAGGAUAAUAUUUGCGAACCCGUUCCAGAUAAGGAUAACAAAGCAGCUACGUUUUUUAGUUAAUCUUUGGCUUUUGCGAGCUAGCACCCACGAAAUCUAACUUUUCAGAUGUUGUUUGCCGCUUUGUGUUUAAUACUUGACCCAGAUAAAGACAAAUAUGUGGGUUUGUCAAAUACUUUCUACAGGCACUUACCUGAUGGUGUUGACACACGUGUCAUGGUAGCUUUUUAACAGAAGAUAUGUUUAACGCAUUAACAUUAACUGACAUCUACGUGUGUCGUACUAUACUGAUUUACCCAAAGUCAUUAUUUUCACCAGGGAAGUCAGAAGAUAGUCAGGAGCCUGCUUACUUUUAUAUUUCUGACUUAUCAUUGAAUAGUGCAAGCAAGCAUUUGCCAUAAGACUUUUGAGGUUAAAAGUAGCGGCUACUUUACUUCAAAUGAAGGACACUAGUCUCUUCUGAGCAAAAUCGUGACUUAUUGUCUUCAAACCAUCGGCCGAUAGGCGGAACAAAUGUGUACCUGAGCGGUGAUUGCGGUCACUGUCGUUGCGAAUCAAACAGUCAGAGUGCAUUGUCAAGUAGCACAUUGUUAUCAAUUACACCCCCGUUAAAACACCAGCAAAUUGAAUUACAUAUGAUAUCGAGCAGCUAUACUUAAUUUCUGCGUCCGGAUCAGCCCUGAGGCUGAGGUCUUCAGAGAAGUGUUAGGCAUCACAAUUUUGCAUAAUUGUAAGCAUAGUUCGAGGUUUUUUAGUUCACUCGAAGCGUGAUGACUGGUUCACAUUAACUUCUGUAUGCAACCAGUCUCGUUAAGUUCAGGAAUUACUUCACGUGGCGUUAGCUGUGACGUCCUUAUUGGCGAAUGAAGCCGUUAAUAGCCAAAAAAAGGGUGACGCCAGCUAGAGCGCUGAGUUAGUUUUCUAGACAUCACACUUACAACCGGGAAAAAAAUCACGGGUCGGAGAAACUUUACCGCGAAGACAAGGCCAGCGCGCGACGUCAACGUUGGUGGCCAUGUCUUACAUGGUCGUAGGCCAUUUCAUUCGGCCACCGAUCUCAAACUUUUGCAUCACCACACCCUGUCAUCGCACCCGCACCGCGUGGUAGAAUAGCUGAAAGUUGUCGCGUCCCGACUUGUGUUUGCCUGGUUUUCCAGACCUAGCGGAUGCGGCAGAUUUGUUUCUCCACGCCCGCGAAGUGACUCUCCCAUCUAUACGGCACAACCUCAUCGUCAACAACCUGCGAAACACACGGGCGGAAGCGGAAGCAAAUGGCACUAUUGCAGAACAGCCGACCGCAAAUUUAGACGUCUUAUUGCACUCCGCUUCGCUUUAAGUGCGACCUCAGCCGACGCUGUGACCCGAUGGAGCCAAUCAAUAAGCAGCACCAACAGUGCAUUGUCACGGGGCUUUUUGGACGUCCGCUCUCACCGACCAAAUCAAUCUCGCAACGUGCCUGACUGGUUCGUCCGGUGAUAGCACAAAGACAACGAGGGCCUUGACGACGCACUUUGGUGCUGCUUGAUCGGCACCAUCGGAUCGUUCUGGCCGAAAUUCAAGUGAGUCGCACCAUUCCCAUUCGACGAAACCUAAAACGUUUUGUCUAUUGCCAAACACCUUGAGACGUCUACGCUGAGUUUGUGCCAUUUGCUUUCAAAAGUCGCCGAGAUCAAAAGAUGAAGCCGGGAAUGGGGUCUCAAAUGUCGCUGCACCAAGUCCCCAAGUAUUCCCCCGUGAGUUACAGGCCGAAGUGUUUCUACCGCGUACAUUGGCAAGCAAAAAAAAAAACAAAGAAAACGGCGGUGGUUACUUGAGGUUGUUGUGUCUCCCUUCGUUCCUUUCCUGCAAGAAAACAAACAAGAUGAUGAUGUGCCUUAGCCAGCGUGUAGAUUUCUUGCAGGUGAAAAAUAUAAGACACACACAUACAUAAAGAUGGAGACUGUACUAAGCCGAACCGGGCCAUGGGUGCAAAGGGAGGGAGUCUCUCCUCUUUCUUCCUCCUUUCCGGCUUUUUAUCGCACCUUCUUAAGAGACCGCCUGGCGAGCAGCUCAAAAAGACGUGUGAAAAUGUGACGAGAUGUAAAUGUUUGUGUGUGUAAAUAUUAUACAUAUUGAACAAUGGACUUGAAUAAAACCAAAACAGGAAUGUUCCAUGCA